Messenger RNA from Aspergillus aculeatus ATCC 16872, 696 nucleotides. RefSeq names its product EXPERA domain-containing protein. The transcript has 4 exons. Gene Ontology annotation, biological process: sterol biosynthetic process. Gene Ontology annotation, molecular function: cholestenol delta-isomerase activity; C-8 sterol isomerase activity; steroid Delta-isomerase activity. Gene Ontology annotation, cellular component: endoplasmic reticulum; membrane. The record is from RefSeq and is a predicted model, not a curated record. Bases 1 to 696 code for a protein of 231 amino acids. Lineage: Eukaryota; Fungi; Ascomycota; Eurotiomycetes; Eurotiales; Aspergillaceae.
AUGACCAACCAAACCGCACCAGUCUCUCACAAUUACUGUCCUUCAACGAUACACCUACCACACUAUGCGACCAACACAACCCCAGUCUUCUUGCUAAUUGCCCAAUUUGGUAUCCUUUGGAUUGCGGUACUUGGAGUCGCUCUGACUAUCAUCCACCGCGCACGACCUACCGCGAGUCGAUCAGACCAAUCUGCAUUUGUAUGGAUGUGCCUGACGGGAUCCAUCCACCUCUUCUUCGAAGCCUACUUCGUCAUCAACCAUCAAUCCCUCGCCAGCUCGCAGGACCUCUUCGGCCAGCUAUGGAAGGAGUACUCACUCUCUGAUUCGCGGUAUCUGACGUCGGACGCAUUCCUGGUGUCCAUGGAGGCCGUCACCGCCUUCUGCUGGGGCCCGCUCGCAUUCUUCAUCGCCUAUUGCAUCGCCGCCCAGCACCCCGCUCGCCACGCCCUGCAGCUCACCAUGUCGCUGGGACAGGUCUACGGCGAUGUGCUGUACUAUGCGACGAGCCUGUUCGACUUCUACUACCAUGGGAUGGAGUUCUGUCGGCCCGAGGGCUAUUAUUUCUGGUUUUACUAUUUCUUCAUGAACUUCAUUUGGAUUGCUGUGGGGUCUUAUUAUGCGUAUCAAAGUGCUGUGGAAAUUACGCGGGCUUUUGGAAAGCUGGGGGAGCUCGAUCGGAAGCGCAAGUCGAACUGA